AAGCGUUGCUGUGAUAAGUGAGAAUGCAUUUCUGUUAAACCAUGCGCAAAGUAUAGUUCAACUUUAUAGAACCAAUUUCUGUGAUAAAAGUGUACGCUCAGCAUGUUUGAACAAUGUUCUGUUCGAUAUUACCAUGCCAUACGAUCACAGGGAAGUGGCGGAAGUACUCGCAAAGAAAUCCAAGAGAAUAAAAACUGUAGGCAUUCUUGAUGAAGUCACCGAGAAGAUUUUGCACAACCAUGCAUUCGUGCUCUCUAAACUGCAAACGAUGGAACCUCCAAAAGAAGGACCCAACUCGAAGGCGCUUGAAUUUGUUGAAAAUUUUAACUCGUCGACCAACUACGACAGUGUACGUUGUUUCCGUGGUCAAAAUGCUACCAACAAUACCAUCCUGACGGAGAUGGACGGUGAAACUUACCUUAUACCGCCGGGCGUAAAGUUUAUUAACUCUUCCAUCGACCGGUUUGCUGAGUACAUAAUGGAGGACGAAAAGUUUGACCUGAUAUUGCUAGAUCCGCCUUGGUGGAAUAAAUACAUUCGACGGGUAAAAGCUGCAAAUGCAAAGAUUGGUUACCGGAUGCUCACAAACGAGGAUAUCCAAGCAAUACCACUGGAACGGCAUUUGCAUGCCGAUACGUUCGUGGCUGUUUGGUGUACUAACGCACCGACACAUAUUGAUGCUGUAAAGAAAAACUUCUUCCCCAAAUGGGGCCUAGAGCUGGUCGCAACGUGGUACUGGAUAAAGAUCACCGCAGGGGGACAGCCGGUGUGUAAAUUCAAUGAACCCGGCAAGAAACAACCGUACGAACGAAUUUUCAUAGGCCUACCUGCUGGUUCUCCGUUGGCGAAAUCUAUUCCCAGCGAAUGUUUUCUUUACAGUGUUCCCAGUGCGAUACACUCCCACAAACCACCCAUUUACGAUUUAUUCACCAAAAAAUUCCUACCGAAAGCAUCAUCUUGCUUGGAGUUAUUCGCUCGAAGCCUCUACACUGGUUGCACCUCGUACGGAAUGGAAGUGUUAAAAUUGCAAAACAAACGUCUUUACGAACUGGCCAUGGAGGAGAAAAAUGUGCUUGGUUGCAUAUAAAAUAAUAAAUAGAACAAAUUGUGAAUGUGCGGACUCAUUCCAACUUCUAGUGGUGGCCGUUCGCUUGUUCCGUUUUGUAGCCGCUGGGGUUCAUCGUUUGCCAUCGCCAAAAAUCUUCACCUACAAAUUGAAGCAGAGUCAAAGUAUUACGGAGUGAUUUCCACGGACUGUUAAUGUGCAUCACAUGCAGUUAAAGUGUACUUACACAUCUCUUCGACGCUGUGUACUGCUUUCCAUCCAAGUUCGGUUUCGGCGAGGGUGGCGUUUGCGAACAUGGACGAGAUAUCACCUGCACGGCGGGCUUCAACAACGUAAGGAAUUUUUACUUUGUUCACCCGCUCGAAGGUUUUCUACCAGCAUACUUUCAGACCGAGGUGCUCCUUGUCUAGUUUAUUCAAAGCGGCCACGUGUCCACUGGCCAGAUCCAUCACGUGCACGUAGUCCCGCACUCCCGUUCCGUCCGGUGUGUCGUAAUCGUUACCGAAGAUGGUCAGCACAUCCUUCUUUCCGAUCGCUACCUGGCUGAUGUACGGCAUCAGGUUGGUGAACUGCUUCGUCGGAUCUUCCCCGAUACGGCCCGACUUGUGUGCCCCGACCGGGUUGAAGUAGCGCAGGGCAAUAAUGUUCCACUUCGGGUCGGCUCGCACCGCAUCCUUCAGCAUUUCCUCGAUGAAGUACUUCGUGCGCCCGUACACGUUGGUAACGUUUCCGGUCGGGUUCUCCUCGGUGAUCGGUAAUCGCUCCGGCUCGCCGUACACCGUGCACGAGCUCGAGAAGACCAUCCGGUAAAUGCCCAGACUGUCCAUCACCUCCAGCAGGUUGAUCAUGCCGAUCAUAUUGUUCUUGUAGUACAGCAGCGGGUUGGUCAUCGAUUCGCCGACCGCUUUCAGUGCAGCAAAAUGGAUCACCGAGUCAAUGUGGUGCGCAGCGAAGAUUCGCUCGAGGGCGUCCUUGUCGAGCAGAUCGCACCGAUAGAAAUGGACCUUCUUACCGGUGAUCUGCUCAACUCGCUGGAGAGCGACGGAUUCAUUUUUGGCCGAGUUGACCGAGUUGGUGAAGUUGUCCAGAGCAACCACACUGUAGCCGGCCUCGAGCAGCGAUACGACCGUAUGCGAACCGAUAUAUCCGGCACCGCCCGUCACCAGGACGGUUCCUUUGUGCUCACCCGUCAUGUCGAUAAUGGUGGAACUGGAAAAAAGAAACGAAAAUGGACGCAAAAAGGUAUGAUGAAGUUUAUAACAAUCGGCUGGUUUAGCGCUAGCCUGUCUAGGCCGGCCACGUUAUUUCUAGCACACCCACA
This is a messenger RNA of Anopheles coustani, 2387 nucleotides long. RefSeq names its product N(6)-adenine-specific methyltransferase METTL4 (gene Mettl4). Gene Ontology annotation, cellular component: nucleus; RNA N6-methyladenosine methyltransferase complex. The record is from RefSeq and is a predicted model, not a curated record. The coding region runs from base 134 to 1087 and encodes 317 amino acids. NCBI's taxonomy places the organism in Eukaryota, Metazoa, Arthropoda, Insecta, Diptera, Culicidae. Gene Ontology annotation, molecular function: methyltransferase activity; nucleic acid binding. The transcript has 5 exons.